Plasmopara halstedii is the source of this 1166-nucleotide messenger RNA. RefSeq lists its product as uncharacterized. Bases 172 to 429 code for a protein of 85 amino acids. The record is from RefSeq and is a predicted model, not a curated record. Lineage: Eukaryota; Oomycota; Peronosporomycetes; Peronosporales; Peronosporaceae. The transcript has a single exon.
AAACAUCAACCUGUAAAGAAUCCCACAACACCAGCUUCAUUCGCACAAUCAGCUUGCGCACUGCUACUUACAUCCACAGACGCAUCAAAACGGUAGCUCAAACAUCAAACAUGCUGAAAUUGGUUCUUUUAUACAAACGUGAACGUCAUCGACAGGAAUGAUGUCUACUAAAUGCAUUUUUGCUUCAACGCUAAACAGGCGAUGCAGCCUGGUGUAAAGACAUUUGAGAUACUUGCGCACUCAUCUAAUGGCAGCUAUGAUUAUUUAAUUACUCGUAUACAACACUUCCUCAACUAUCUUCGGAUCUUUUUCGGCAUCAUUGAUAACGCUGCAGUGACUGGUCAGACCGUAGCUUCUGCAUUAGCGUCGGUGAAGAAUAUUCAAACGCCGACGUAUCAGUCUAGAUCUUUCACUGCGUUAAGAAUGUGACAUCAAGUCGCACACCGUCUGCAAAUCCCGCAGACUUUACUGCCAGUUCGCUCCAGCGAAAACUAACGUUAAGGCUCAACACAUGAAAUCAUGAAGUGAGAUAUAUUGAAACGAAGCUUGGCGAUUACAGAAUGGCACAAGAGUACACAGUCGAAACUCGCACUGGCACGGCUUCCUUUAAGUCAAAGUCGCGAUGGACUGGAGCAUUGCCCAGUGAUGCUUAAGCAUUUCGCUUGUCCCAUACAAGGUACUCUUUUAAAUUUGAUUGACGCCCAUUUAGAUAGCUAUCAUUUAGCUUAUCACAAUUGCUACUGAUAAUCUGAAUUGUGAUGAUGAGAUCCAGUAUUUCAUAUGGACGACAAACCCACAAGGCCUUACUUAUGCUAAUUUCAUUAUGUGCGAAAUAAGGAAUAGUUGGAACAAAAUACAGCUUAAUCAUCACCAUCGGCCCAUGCUUGCAUGAUCGACGCCCUGCCGCUAUUAGGCGCCCGGUGGGUCCUGGUGCGACUUCGUUCGCAAUCACUGUUUUUUGCUUGCAUUCUAUCCCGGAUUCGGUCACGAUUAUUGCUAGGAUCUUGCUCGUACGUGCAAUCCCGGUCACGAUCGUGAUUACGCUUUCGAUCACGAAGAGGGUCGCAAUUCUGCUUUCCUGGCCUAGAUGAAGUAGGGGAUCGACUUUUGGUUCCAUUGGUAGAUCGUAAAUUGUUGGUGACUAAUGGGGAUGCACGUCUCUGCUC